Trichomonas vaginalis G3 is the source of this 1161-nucleotide messenger RNA. RefSeq lists its product as uncharacterized. The transcript has a single exon. The record is from RefSeq and is a predicted model, not a curated record. The coding region runs from base 1 to 1161 and encodes 386 amino acids. NCBI's taxonomy places the organism in Eukaryota, Parabasalia, Trichomonadida, Trichomonadidae.
AUGACAUCUUCGAAAAUUAAAGGAUUUCAACUAGUAAAGAAACUCCGCCUACUCGAAGAUGAUGUCCAAGCUGCGAAAAACAUGAGGGAGAAUUUGAUGAACGAAAAUGACAAUCUCCAAGAUCAAAUCGACCAAAUUAUUUUCCAAAUAGAAGAAAUUCGCGCAAAUGAUAUUAAACUGUAUGAUGAGAAUCAAGAAACUAAUGAUAACGUUGAUGAAACUGCUCAAGCUACAUUUUUCGGAAAUUUAAACGAAUUAGAAAGACAAGAAAAUGAGAUUAAUGGCCAAACUGAACAAUUUAAGAAGCAAUUAUCAGACUUUACUCAUGAGUUUGCCACAGAAAAACAAAAACAAAAGUCUCUUAGAGAAAAAUUACAAAAUGUACAAACAAAUUAUGAAAUUCAAUAUGAAAUUACGACGAAAGCACAAUCAGAUUUAGAUGUUGCCAAGGAAGAAUCACAUAAACUCUACGAACAAAUCAAUGAAUUAUCUGAUUCUCAUUCUGAAGUUAAAGCUGAGCUUGAAAAGAAGGAAAACAUGUACAAAUACAGCGAUGAUGCAAUAAAUAACAAUCUUAAGAAAGAAAAACAAAGACUUUUAGAAGAGAAAAGAGCAUUAUAUGAUAAACUCGAUAAAAUGGAUGCAAAUCUCAAGAAAACACAAGAUUUACAUGAUAAAAACGUAAUUAAUACAGGGAAUUCGAUCAAACAGAAGACUUCCGUUGGAUCUUGGCUUGCAGAUCGAAAAAUACUUCUUGAUAAGAUCAAAAAGAAGAAGACUGUUUUGGCUACUGAGAAAAGUUCCCUUCAGAGAGAGAAAACAAUGACUCAAAAUCUCCAAUCUCAAUUUAAAUCUUUGUUCGGCCAAACAGACCCGGGUGAUGGAUCCAGUCGUUUAGCAAAGCUUGUUGUACAAGCUGAAAUCGAUUCGAUUGUGUCAGAAGAUCCUUCAAUUGAAGAAGAUAUCAACUCCGAAAAGGAUUAUAAUGCUACAUUAACAGAAGAGUAUAACAGAAUAAUGAACACUCUUAAAGAGCUCGAAAGACACCGUAAUUAUAUUAUCAAUGACCUAAAUGAAGAAAGAAUUGAAUGUGAGAGGAAAGGAUACUUAAAUAUGCUGCAAGAAGAACUCAAUGUUCUCAUAUCUUCAGCAUCCCACUAA